This is a messenger RNA of Canis lupus familiaris (dog), 2082 nucleotides long. It is a transcript of the gene GSDMC, whose product is annotated as gasdermin C. The record is from RefSeq and is a predicted model, not a curated record. The transcript has 14 exons. Gene Ontology annotation, biological process: defense response to bacterium; pyroptotic inflammatory response. Bases 1 to 2082 code for a protein of 693 amino acids. Gene Ontology annotation, molecular function: phosphatidylinositol-4,5-bisphosphate binding; phosphatidylinositol-4-phosphate binding; phosphatidylserine binding. Lineage: Eukaryota; Metazoa; Chordata; Mammalia; Carnivora; Canidae.
AUGCCCUCCCUCUUUGAGCGUAUUAGCAAGAACUUGGUCAGAGAGCUUGGAGACAAAGACCUGAGGCCCAUGAGAUGCCUGUCAAAUGCCAACCAAUUCCGUCAGCUGGCAAUAUUACAGAAGAGGAAGAAGCGCUCACCCUUCUGGGAACAACCUGACAUUCCAGCCGAAUACACCCUCAUGGACCUCCUGGAGCCAAGUUCUUCAGUUCCCGAAACUGCUGUCAUGGGACCGUUUCUCUUCAGUGACACUGUGGUCCAGCAGGGACAGGUUUCUGCCAACGUGACCACUGGGCUAGAAAUGAAUGUGUCAGGGAAAGCUACUGUGUUCCAUGGAUCCUCCCUUCAGUUUCAGGCUGUUACCAUCCCACCCCAUAACUGGAAAGACCUUCAAAAGAGGAAAGUGCAAGAUCCAGAGCUGCUAUUUCUGGUGAAGUGCCGGGACAGACAGGAUAAUCUCUAUGUGGUGACAGACACCGUGGAACUGACCGACACUACUGUGCUUUGUGACAACAGAAGUGUGAAUGUUUGGGGAAGCUGCUUUCUCCCUUUUGAUACUUUCUUCAAGGGUCGAGGCCAGGGAGAGGGUCUAAAAGUGAGAGAGAAGACACUGAUUCUGCCACAGGGCACAGUGAUGGCCUACAAGAGGAAGCAGCUGGUUUUUAAGGAGAAUGAUAUUCUCAUCUCAGAUGACGACAAGGAGAAGACCUUUCCAGAAGAGAAACUGCGCAUGCAGUCGAAAUCACUUCCAAGCACCAUCAACAGUGGUUUCAUCCCUCCAAGAGGUGAAUAUGUGUUUGCUGGAGGAAGAACACAGGAACCUUUUAGGCAAGAUUUCAAGCAACUACAUGAAGAGAUUUUCCAGGAAGUGGAGGCCCUGGACGAGCUCUCAAAGGACACUCAGGAUGCCAUAUUCCAUAAUAUCCUGAACACGCUUGGGAACCGAAAGGCUUUGCUGGAACUUAUGGACAGGCUGGAUGGGGACCCCUUUGAUCCUUUGGAUGGCUUUGGUGGCGAAAUCCUAAAUGAGACACAAGAAGACACAAGAAAUCUAUGGAUCCAGGGAAGAUCCUCCAUCAUUUACCUCCUCGAAGCCAUAAUAGUGCUGAGUGAUACCCAACACAAUCUGCUGGCCCAGUCCAUGAAGAAGAGGAUCCUCCUCCAGCAGCAGGAGCUGGUAAGGAGCAUCCUGGAGCCCAACUUCAAAUACCCUUGGAACAUCCCCUUCACCCUCAAACCUGAGCUCCUUGCCCCACUCCAGGGUGAAGGUCUGGCCAUCACCUAUGGCCUGCUGCAGGAGUGUGGCCUGAAUAUAGAGCUGAAUAGUCCCAGGUCAACCUGGGAUCUGGAAGUCAAGCAGCCCCUGUCUGCCCUGUAUGCGACCCUUUCCAUGCUGCAGCAGCUAGCAGGCAGUCAGAGAGGCCAGGCCCUACCAGUCUAUACUGGAAGUGUCCCUGAGCUGAACCAGAGCCAGUCCAUCCAGAUCGAGGAGAUGGUGGCAGGAGCCGUGACAGGGGCCAUGAAUGUGAGCAUCGGGCUGCCGGUGCAGGUGACAGGGAGCAGUGGGGUGACCCACAGCUCCACACUGACUGUACACACCCUCAGGGUUUCCCCUCACACCUGGGAAACUGGUGGAGAAGAGUUUCUCUCCUCUUUCUGUCACCCCCAAGUGACCUUAAACAAGCAGUCCCGAAGUCCAGGCCAGUCGUACCUGGGAAGGCCUGGCCCCCCGGAGCCCUGGCAGCGGCUCUCCCCAGCUCUGCUCUUCUCCUGUCCCACCCCUACACACCCUUGCAGGAAACUGAGGACCCCAAAGCCCUCGUUCCUCAAGGAGUUGCAACACCGGAAGGAGAAGGAGGGCCUGUAUGUGGUGACAGAGGCCGUGGAGACUACACAGGACACCAUGCUUCAGAGCCUCAACGAUGCCAAGGGAUCAGGACAGCUGGCCUUCCUUGGGCCAGGCCACUUAAAGGUGGGUGCAGGGUGUGCCCCAGGGGUGCCAAUUCGGGUGUGCUGGGGAUGCGGGCAGCCACCAAAAAGCUCCCCCUCCACCCUGACUCCUGUCAGAUGGCUGCCUCACUAA